This is a messenger RNA of Echinops telfairi (small Madagascar hedgehog), 1269 nucleotides long. It is a transcript of the gene RNF150, whose product is annotated as ring finger protein 150. NCBI's taxonomy places the organism in Eukaryota, Metazoa, Chordata, Mammalia, Afrosoricida, Tenrecidae. The record is from RefSeq and is a predicted model, not a curated record. Bases 31 to 843 code for a protein of 270 amino acids. The transcript has 6 exons.
UCUACAGGCGUAGAAGACAUCGUGGCCAUAAUGAUUCCUGAGCCGAAAGGGAAGGAGAUCGUGAGCCUGCUGGAAAGAAACAUCACUGUGACGAUGUACAUCACCAUCGGGACCCGGAACUUGCAGAAAUAUGUGAGCCGCACCUCGGUUGUGUUUGUCUCCAUCUCCUUCAUUGUCCUGAUGAUCAUUUCCCUCGCAUGGCUGGUCUUUUACUAUAUCCAGAGGUUUCGAUAUGCAAAUGCCAGGGACAGGAACCAGCGCCGACUAGGAGACGCAGCAAAGAAAGCCAUCAGCAAGCUCCAGGUCAGGACCAUCAAGAAGGGUGACAAGGAAACAGAGCCUGAUUUUGAUAACUGUGCGGUCUGCAUUGAAGGCUACAAGCCUAACGAUGUGGUCAGGAUCUUGCCCUGCCGGCAUCUUUUCCACAAGUCCUGUGUUGACCCCUGGCUUCUAGACCAUCGCACCUGUCCCAUGUGCAAGAUGAACAUUCUUAAAGCCCUAGGGAUCCCGCCCAACGCCGACUGCAUGGACAACUUGCCCACAGACUUUGAGGGCUCUCUGGGAGGCCCACCGACCAGCCAGAUCACAGGUGCCAGCGACACGACUGUGAACGAGAGUUCCGUCACUUUAGACCCUGCUGUCCGGACUGUAGGAGCCUUGCAGGUGGUUCAGGAUUCAGAGCCCACUCCUCAGGAAGGAGACAGCAUCUUCACUGCCAACAACAGUGAACAAGAGCCGGCUGUAAGCAGUGAUUCUGACAUCUCCCUGAUUAUGGCUAUGGAAGUUGGACUGUCUGAUGUAGAACUUUCCACCGACCAGGACUGCGAAGAAGUGAAAUCUUGAACUGGAAAAUACAGACAAGGGGGGUGGUAUGACCCAGGGAGAAAACGGGGAGAAGUGCUCCAAGACUUGGACCAGCACACGCAGCUCCCCAACACCUGGCAACCCCAGGGUGCUCCGUUCAAGAAUGGUCGGAAAAGCAAUAUCCAAAGUCGCACUAAUUACGUUGCAGUUCCUCUAGCUCUACAACAGUCGAUGGCCUUGGCAGCUUGCAGGAUGAAAGCGGAUUGUCCCUACCGUGUCCUUGUAGACCCUCACCUCUAGAAGCUUCUGGAACAGUGACUGCGAAGGCACCAGCAGGGUUUCUUUGUUUCAUGUCAUCUCCCCAUCCCCCCACCCCCCACUGUCUUAUUGUCCUUGGUUUUUGAAUGUUGUUUGAUUUCUUUGGCAAUUCCUUUUUAAAGACUGUUUGUAGUUACUUCACCCCCA